Amoebophrya sp. A25 is the source of this 4900-nucleotide messenger RNA. Lineage: Eukaryota; Dinophyceae; Syndiniales; Amoebophryaceae. The record is from the annotation of a GenBank genome assembly.
AGUCGAUCGAUCCCCUAGAAAGCGUCACUCGGUAGUCGUCGCAACAAAUGCGAGAGUUUGCUAUUGCUAUAGCUCAACAUCACAAACAAAAAUGAGUGAAGCAUUGCGCGAGAAGUCUAUUUGUUGACUCAGAACCCGCCUCCCGGCCGAGUGGACUGCGUAGAACACAAGACGACGAUCACGCGUGGCGCGGCUAGUCGUAGUACAAACCCCCCACACGACCCAGUAGUCCACGCGCUCAUUCAGUACGCGGAAGAACAGUACCGCUCAUUCAGUAGAACACCCUCACUAAGCGCACCAUCUGUAAUUAGUGGAGUGAGGUCGACUGAGGAAUUGGCAUGAAAAGGGACGGUCAGUACGGUGUUUGUCGCUUUCCCAAAGUUACAGGAUGCGUGGUUCGUUGCGUUUUGAAGAAUUGUGUUGUGCCAAACGGCGCAUCGACUGCGUUUUGGGCAUAGAGACCACGAUGCAUGGCUCCGUCCGAACGGGGCUGGUCGGGGAGCAUUCUGGUCUAAGCUUGACAUGCUGGCUCUCACUGGCUGAAACGAAUGAUGUUAAGGCUAAUGUCUAGGCUAACUACAUACUUUCACUCCUGCUUUAUUUUUUUUUGGCUUUCCGAUUAAUAUUUUUCCGCUACCAGUACGUGGCAGAAAUAUUUUGUAAGCACAAUGAUACCGAGGAAAGUACGUAUGUCAAUGUGAAGCUAGCUUGUUCUCUAAUGCUGCAGACGGGAGCCGCCCGCUCAGCUUGGAGGCACAGCUAGGCUACUUGGAGAGCCUUGCAGCGCAGUUGACGCGAUGCACUGAGGCGGAGGAAACUGCACUAAAACAGCAAUACGAUGGCGGGCCACGGCACGCGGUCGGGCGAUCGUAUCGCCGAAUCCAAGUGGUCGCUCGAGGAAGUACGCCUCUUUUGAGUUGCCAAGAGCACGUUGUAGCACCCAUCUCUGCGGCUACUCUACCAGUCCGCAACAUCAGCGAUACAAGUAAGAAGGGCACUUCUUCUAUUCAUAUAAGCAUUACCGUGAAUAAUCACGCUGCAGUUCAGAGCAGCAACUUGAUUAAGACCUACAUGUCAUGCGAUUUUGCGAAGUCGCUGGUCCUCCGCGUGAAAUCAUGGGCGAGGGACCUCCGCAAGUACAGUCGGGACGUUGCUUCCACCCAACGAAUUGAUAGCACAGCGGAUGACGAACUGGAGGAGGGCGGCCUUCUGUCAGGGUAUGCCUGGACCCUCAUCGUGAUUGCUUUUCUCCAAAGUCGCAACCUGCUCCCCAAUGUCCUUGACGACGAGCACCAGCGGCGCGCAGUGGUCUUAAGGCUCUUCAUGCCUCAUCUUCAAGUGCAGCUUCUCUGUAAGGUACUCCAGCACUGCUGGAACAACACUUACACUAGAAGGCUGCAAGCAUAAAUAGAAGAUGAACAGUAGACAGCGCCAAGAGCAUUGGGGGAGUGUUGGAACUACGAAGAGGACGGAAAGUUGCUGAAACGAGUGCGGAGCAUCGUGAGUCUAGUCCGGAACCGUCAAGCUCAACCGCCUCCGCCCGUCGCCGACUGCGUAGCCCUUUCUGCAGAUGAACUGGCACAGUUUGUGAACAUGUUAGAGCUUGAUUUUUUCAACGAGUUGGCCCUUCAUCUGCGAACCUCUGCCGCAGCUCCACUGCUUGGACUGGAGGUGAAGUACUGGUCCAUCGCCAACGGGGGAACAGCACGAUUUUUUCCGAGCGGAGGGGUUCCGUGGCGAGCGUUUCCCUUUGCAGUAGAAGACCCGUUUGAUUACGGCUUGGGUUUCAAUACUGUAAGUGAAUUACAACUUUAUGAUGGCAGAAGCUCGAUGACGACUAUAAGUGAAAGAUUACAACUUGUUGAUGACGAUAAGUGAUUACAAAUUGUUGAUUACAGCUUGUUGUGAUUGUCAGAAGACAAAGACAAGUAGGUCUACCAAGAUGCUCUUCGUUUCGUCAUGGUGCUGGAUCCUGCUGGAACUAUGUUCUUGUUCUAAUAUCAGCUUGAGCAGGAACAAAUGGAGCAAAGCUUGCAGCAGCAACCACCGGAGCUGCGAAGAAAGAUGCUGCAAUGCCAAAGUCUCACUUGCAACCAGCACCUCGAAAACAUGGUCCUAGUAAAGCUAAAGGAGCUGCAGCGGGAGCGCGCGUUCGCAAAGCAAAAAAGUACAGCUCAACGAGCUGCUGAUUCGUGCAUGCGGAGCGUCAUGGCCGAAAACGCUAAAAAUCAUGUUAUCAGCAGUUCCACAUCCACCUGCGGCACGACCACAGGUACGUCUAGGUCUAGCGGAGUAGGUGGAUCUACAUCUAAGACCAAGACCAUGAUAUCAAAAAAUAAGCUUUCCACGACCGUCGAGUACGAGCGGAGCCGAGUCGACGAGACCUGCGCAGACCGCCGGUCGCCAAGCACUGCUGGGACCGCGUCCACCUUCUCGGCCACUGCAUCAGAGAUGGAUGAUGACAAGGAAACUCUUCAGAACAGGAACUCUACUAAAAAAGUUAAGGCUUCCCCUAAUCCAUCUUCGGAAGCAUGUCAGAGACGUGCCCAGGAUGUGCCUCGAGAUGGAUUACUAGGGUGAGCGCUAAUAAAAGUAAUGCCCAUUUUGUGAUGAACGCGAACGCAUGUCCAUAUGCACCGCAGACCUGCGAACACGUGGAUGCGAUCCCUUUUAAACCGGCUGGUCCGAAACUUAGCAGUGAAGUCCUGACCUUUGACAAUUCGACUCUCGACGCAGGAAGCGCGACGGGGCCACUGUGGUGUGGCAACAGCAUGUUGGAGCCCUACCACGAUACAAUAUCUCCACAACCAUGCUAUGACGCAACAGGAGAGUGGAACCAUGCUGAAUUUAUUCAGCCUGGCAUGACUUUUGGCGAGGAUCAACACGUCCACUUUACCGUGCGUACGUCUGAGUCGAGCUACAGUGCCACUAGUCACUGCCAUAGUGGAGUAGCAGGACUGGGGCCCUUGGCCAACGAAGGUUCGGUGUACGCCGAAAACGCCGGUGGCGUCUACGUGGCAAGCGAAGCGAAACGAGCAUUCACCGAUGAAGCAACUACCUGUUCCAGCGGCAGUGCCGUAGCAGCUGCUUAUUCUCCGGGUGAGCCCGUCUACAUCAAUGAGACGGGGACAUACAACAUUGAACCGACUGCCUACAACACGCAUGAUGCAACAGGCUACAGCAACGACGCAGCAGCUUUCACAAAUAAUGCCACUGACUCCUUUCACGACGAAAUAGCCGUCUACGGCAACGGUCACGAACAGGCUCUCUUGGGCACACAGUCCUGCCCGUACGCGAUAAAAGAACCUGAUCACGAGAAGUUCGUGUGGGCGAAGACGGGCCUUGAGGGCGUCGUUGAGAAAUACUACAAGCGCGAUUUUCACCUUCGACUACGUGGAACUCUCCUUAAGGCAUGCGCAAGUCUAUCUUCUGAACAUCCUGAGAAUGCUCUGAGGGGAAAAGGGGGUCUAGGUUGCACUUUAUUUGAUCAUAUAUUUAUCAUUAAUAUAGGGGAUGGUGCGCUAAUCACUUGGACCAAUUGAUAUCUGAUGACACCGAUGUGCUCCCAGACGGAUGGUCGUUUUUCGUUGAUGACUCAACAAAAGACGAGUACUGCUGUCGCAUCAACGAGAAGAACACCGAUGACAAGGACAAUGACGAGUGUGAGGAAUCUUUAGACGAGAACUGUUGUGAUUCAACAUCUGGCGCUGUGUCACUCGAGCACGUGCAGAAGGCAGAUGUGCGAGAGCUAGAGCGCUCUGGUGAGAGUGUGGCGAUGUACCUACGGCGAAACUUCAGCGCCACCGUGCUCUUAGUUUCCAUAGGGCCUGUGCCGGAGGAGAAACGCGCAGAGCUCGCCGCGUGGCUCCGCACGCGAAACAAUUUUCCCACGCACAUUGCUUUUGAGUUUCUCGAAAGUGCUUCCGAGACGCUGAAAAAACGGUUGUGGCGCUGUCUCGCGGUAUUCCAUCCGAAAGCUGUAAGCGCAGGUGGACACUUGAACUACAUCUUUGAAGCGGGAAGUCAGAAAAACCUGAAGCUCCGGUUCCAAAGUCCAAGUCUGUCACUGGAUUUCGUGUGCAACGGUAAAAGUAUAUACGAGAAAGGCUGGCGAAACUUUGGUGACAAAUCUUGAUUUCGUACCUCUGCCGCCACCAGCAUGUGUACACUUUGCCCAAAAUGAUCAAUCGAAAAAAUGACGGCGACUCGACAAUAUUCUGGGUCCGACGUGCGAUUGAAAACCAAACUUUGCCAAGACCCCCCGAAAUGCGGAACACGUGAACUCUGUCUGUGAAAAAGCCGAUGUCUGACAUUUCGCCCAAGAUUCCUACUGGGCUGAUGUUUCAAUUGCGUCGUGGCAAUAGCUACCCAUACUCGCUGCAACAGCUCGUGUUUCGCAGAAAUAACCAGGAUUCAGCUUACAAUUCUUUUAUUUGCAGCUGAGGUCGGCUUUUCACAAAUGUAAUACAAUGGGAGCAAUGCGGCGAUGGUGCGGCGUCGGUGCCAAUCAGUAGCGCAUUUGAUGAACUACGCGCGGCUCAUAGGAGUUGUGAUUUUCUUGGAAUAGGCGCGUUACAUGCGUGUCCGUUCUUUCGAAAGCAUUUUCGAGUGGUCCCACCUUCUGGCGCGAGUUUUCCCCAUAAGAGAUUUUUGGGUUCCCAUCAUUUUGGAGUCCCUACAAUGACCAGCUUCACAACUACGCGAACACAGAUCAAUGCGUGUGGAGAAAAACAUAGCUUCAUCUUUAUAAAUACCAAAUUCCACGAGCACGACAUGAGCGUACUUUGUUCGUACCGGCCACGGACUUUCGGAGGUUACAACUGGUCGCCUUGGCGGUAGAUUUGAACAUCCACUAUAAAUGUGAGAAACAUAUAGAGAGACGAAGGCAGUGAUUGCUGCC